Molecule: messenger RNA, 2556 nt
Organism: Morus notabilis
Lineage: Eukaryota; Viridiplantae; Streptophyta; Magnoliopsida; Rosales; Moraceae
Product: CLP protease regulatory subunit CLPX1, mitochondrial
Exons: 13
Coding region: 332-2332 (666 amino acids)
Biological process (GO): proteolysis; protein catabolic process; protein folding
Cellular component (GO): mitochondrial matrix
Molecular function (GO): ATP-dependent protein folding chaperone; ATP hydrolysis activity; ATP binding
Source: RefSeq, a predicted model, not a curated record
GCUAACAAAAACAAUAACAAAUAACGUCAUCCAUCGUAUGGCUUAUCUUCUUCCUCCCACAGCUGCUGUCCGGCGGAAUAUUUAAACUUUUUUUUUUCUCUUUAUUUCUUUUGUUUCAAGUCUCAUUCAUUUCUGAUUUUCUGUAUUCUCCAAAUUAACUCCAGAGUCCAGACAAACAAUUGAGUUGUUGAUUCAUACACGCAAAACAAUUGUAUUGCAUUAUAAAUCCCACUUUUCCCAGACUAGAUUAGAUCCCAAAUCCCAAUUUGUUUCGUUCAUCGUCUCUCAUCUCUAGUCAUCGCAAUUAUUCAUUCAUUCACUAUCAAUAUAAAUGUCGGGAAUCAUGAGGCAGAUUGCGAAGCAGCGGAUAAUUGCGGCGACGGUCCACCGUAUGACGACGCAGACUUCGUCAUCGGAGACAUCGAGGAGGCAGCGGAGGCACAAGUGGGACCAGGGCGGGUCUCGGGAUGAAAAUCAGAGCGGAGGAAGAUCAGAGCGGAGGAAGAUCAGGGCGGAGGCCAAUUGCCCUCGCUGUUCCUUUAACCGUAUGGGUAUGGACUUUUUCUUCUCCGACACCAAAUUCCCCAAUCUCGAUGCCCAUGAUAAUGAUAAGAGUCAUCAUUAUCAGGGAGAGGCGCUCAAUCUCUGCCCCAAUUGUAAGACCGCCUACUACUUCCGACCGCACAGGAUCGCUCCUCUCCAGGGUACCUUUGUGGAGAUCCCCUCCGCUGGUAAUAAUUAUAACAAGAAAGAUAAUAAUAGUAUUAGUAAUAUCAUUAAUAAUAAUAAUAAUAAUAAUAAUAAUAAUAAUAGCAACAACACUAGUCCUAGUCCUAAUGUUAAUAAUAGGCUCAACUUGCUUAAGGCAUCCUUCUGGGAAAGUUUGACAUCAUCUUAUGAUGGCAAUGCUAACGGCAAUAAUGGUAAUGGUAAUGGUAAUGGACCUCCGCCGGGCAAUGGGGUGGCGGUCCACACUCCUCCGGGGCCGCCGUUCGCGCCUGGGCUUAAUGUGGUUAGAGCAGAGAGAGAGAAGGGGGGUGGGCAGCAAUGGGGCGGGUCCAAUCUGGGAAAGGAUUUGCCGACGCCUAAGCAGAUUUGCAUGGGUCUUGACAAGUUUGUCAUUGGCCAACACACGGCUAAAAAGGUGCUUUCUGUGGGUGUUUAUAAUCACUAUAAAAGAAUAUACCAAGCGUCCUUGCAGAAGAAGACAGGAGGUGAUGAUGAUGACGACAACGUGGAACUGGAAAAGAGCAAUGUGCUUCUGAUGGGUCCGACUGGCUCUGGGAAGACAUUGCUUGCCAAGACACUCGCUCGAUUUGUUAACGUUCCUUUUGUCAUUGCCGAUGCCACUACUUUAUUGCAGGCUGGUUAUGUUGGAGAAGAUGUUGAAUCGAUUUUGUAUAAACUACUCGCGGCAGCAGAAUUUAAUGUACAAGCGGCACAACAAGGAAUCGUUUACAUUGAUGAAGUUGACAAGAUAACCAAGAAGGCUGAAAGCUUAAACAUUAGCAGGGAUGUUUCUGGUGAGGGUGUUCAUGAGGGGGUGCAGCAGGCAUUGCUGAAAAUGCUUGAAGCAACUAUAGUGAAUGUUCCUGAAAAGGGGGCGAGGAAGCAUCCUAGGGGUGAUAACAUACAGAUAAAUACAAAAGACAUUCUUUUUAUAUGCGGUGGAGCAUUUAUUGAUCUUGACAAAACCAUUUCAGAAAGAAGGCAAGAUUCUUCUAUUGGUUUUGGUGCUCCUGUUCGUGCUAAUAUGAGAACUUCUGGUGUAACCAAUGCAGCAAUCACAUCCUCUUUACUUGAAUCAGUUGAAAGUUCUGAUCUUAUUGCGUAUGGUCUCAUACCAGAGUUUAUUGGACGCUUUCCAAUUUUAGUUAGUUUAUCAGCUUUAACUGAGGACCAACUUGUUCAGGUCCUCAUGGAACCAAAAAAUGCCCUUGGCAAGCAGUACAAGAAGUUAUUUAGCAUGAAUAACGUUAAGCUACACUUCACGGAGAAGGCGCUGAGAAUGAUUGCAAACAAAGCAAUGGCUAAGAAUACUGGUGCGAGGGGUCUAAGAGCAAUACUUGAAACUAUUCUAACUGAGGCAAUGUAUGAGAUUCCAGAUGUCAAAACAGGAAAUGAAAGGAUAGAUGCUGUAGUAGUUGAUGAAGAGUCGGUAGCUUCAGUGAAUGGUCUUGGAUGUGGAGGGAAGAUUCUUCAUGGAGAUGGCGCAUUGGAGCGUUAUUUGGCAGAAAGCAAGUUGAAGGAUUCAGUUGAGAACGUAGAGGGAACUGAGGGAGAGUUGCAGGAUGGAGAAUCUGAACUUUCAUCAAGAGCCAUGAGCAUGUAACACUAAUACCAUCUCGUUAGUUAUUGUUUUCAUCUUUGUCUCAUUGUUAUUUGUAAAAAUCUCAUUCAUAAUUCUCUCCAGUUAUAUCUCCUUGUAAAGAACAGUGUAGCUUCUAAUUCAAGUUCACCAGAUGGGUAUAAUCGAAAGGGAAAAAAAUUUGGAAUUCAUAAAGAAAAAGAUUGUAUAAAGACCUCUUUAAACAUUAAUAAAUGAGGGGAUUUGAG